Messenger RNA from Gopherus flavomarginatus (Mexican gopher tortoise), 5311 nucleotides. RefSeq names its product SH3 domain containing ring finger 2 (gene SH3RF2). The record is from RefSeq and is a predicted model, not a curated record. Gene Ontology annotation, cellular component: nucleoplasm. The coding region runs from base 141 to 2375 and encodes 744 amino acids. Lineage: Eukaryota; Metazoa; Chordata; Testudines; Testudinidae. Gene Ontology annotation, biological process: negative regulation of apoptotic process; protein ubiquitination; positive regulation of proteasomal ubiquitin-dependent protein catabolic process. The transcript has 10 exons. Gene Ontology annotation, molecular function: metal ion binding; protein phosphatase 1 binding; ubiquitin protein ligase activity.
CGAAACACAAGGAUGGUUUUCUGAGUUCAGGAUUUCAGUGUCUUUUCUGAAGGUACUGAAGCAUCUGCUACCCAGUGCUUUGGUGAAUGUAUCAUGUGGACUUUCCUGGCCUCACAUGAGACUGGAGUUCUUCACUAAAGAUGGAUGAUUUCGCUUUACUUGACCUGUUGGAAUGUCCUGUGUGCUUUGAAAAGCUAGAUGUCACAGCCAAGGUGCUACCAUGCCAGCAUACCUUCUGCAAGCCUUGUCUACAGGGAAUAUUGAAAUCUCAAAAUGAGCUGAGGUGUCCAGAGUGCAGAACUCUAGUCUUCUGCAGUAUUGAAGAGUUACCAUCCAACUUGCUUCUAAUUCGCUUACUGGACGGUGUCAGAUAUGGACAAAAUGUUAUGAGGUUUGGCUCAGUCCAAAGAUCUCGGGUCCUGACCUCUCCUGCCUCAAUCAGGAGAGACAGGGGAGACCCAAGAGGUUUACAACUUAAUCAGUACAGGCUGGCACCAAAUCCCAGGAUCCAGGUGGAAGGGGUUCCCCGGGCCAGAGCCCUGUACAGCUACAGAGGACAAAACCCUGGUGAACUGAGGUUCAAUAAAGGGGACAUCAUCAUAUUGCACCAACAGCUGAAUGAAAAAUGGUACCUGGGAGAGAUCAAUGGGGUCAGUGGCGUUUUCCCAACCAGCUCAGUGCAGGUUAUCAAACAACUUCCACUGCCACCACCCUUGUGCAGAGCACUUUACAACUUUGAUCUGAGAGAGAGAGAUAAAAAUGAAAAUAAGGACUGCCUGACAUUUCAUAAGGGUGAUAUCAUCACAGUGAUUAGCCGAGUUGAUGAGAACUGGGCAGAGGGCAAGUUAGGUGAUAAAAUAGGGAUCUUCCCCAUCCUGUUUGUGGAGCCAAACAUGACUGCAAGACAACUCCUACAGACAAAGAAAAGCCAUCGAUCCUCCCCAUUUAAAUAUUCAUCACCCUUAAGGACAGCCUCUCCCAGAGCAAAAGGCACAGAGUCACCAAACUUCCGCAAGGUAUCAGAAUCUAGGAGGAAGAGCCUGAGACCAUUCUCUAUCACGAGCGCCUUGAAUUCACUCAACAGGAUGGUCCACUUACCCACAGAGCGGCAGACACUGGAAAUCAGCUCUCCAGUGCUCAUCAGCUCCAGUAAUCCGACUGUGGCAACCCAGAGCAGUGAGAAAGUAGAAUUCCCAUAUGGCACCCCUGUCCAGGUCAGCGCUUCUUAUUAUACUGCACCAGGAUCCCUGGGGCACUCAACUGCCAUCGUCACCCUUCCCCAUCUUCAGCAACACAUAUCAGCUAAUAUGUGCGUCGCUCUACACUCCUACACUGCUCAUGGACCAGAGGAGCUGGAUUUGCAGAAGGGAGAAGGUGUUCGUGUUUUCGGGAAGUACCACGAAGGCUGGCUCAGGGGGAUGUCAUUGGUCACUGGAAGAGUUGGGAUCUUCCCCAGUAACUAUGUCGUCCCCCUUUUCAGGAAGUCACCCAAUUUCACUGAAUCCAGGAUGCCUUCUCUGAAUGCCACUUGGACGUUAUCCACUGCCUCACUCUCCUCCCAGGGGAGCAUCUCAGAGAAUGGCCCAAGGCAAAGCAGGCCUUUGAAAUCAGCCUUCAUGCCCACGGUGCUGAACUCGCCACUGAGAAACGUAGCUGUGCCGACCACCUCAGGACAAACAUCAUUGAGGCGAGGACGUGGCAGUACUAGGAAGAAUGGAUCACUGCAGAGACCUGUGCAGCCCAGAGCUCUCACUCAGGCUGUUGGCUCCCUCAGUCGCGCUCCAGCUGCCACAGUGUGGCCCCAGCAACUUCAACUUUACCAGCAUGUCUCCUCUCAGCCCCAUGGCACCCCUGGCAUGGCGGACCCAGGAGCCAGGCCAAGCGCCUCCCACGAUGCUUCAUUGCUGCUUGUGCCCAGGGGGGGUGAAAGCAGAUCUCCUUCUGUAUGUAGCUCAGUGAUCCUGGAUGCCAAAGAAUCCCCAGCAAAAAGUGAACCGGCUCCAAAGCCACCUCCAUCAGCUCCACCCUCCAUCCUGGUGAAACCAGAUACCUCCCGGAACAGCACCGAAAAGCAAGUGAAAACAGUGAGAUUUCAGAACUACAGCCCACCUCCGUCCAAGCGACAUAGCUCACAGCCAUCACCAAACCAUCCAGGUGGCAAAACUGAGCAGGGCGCAGACACAGAGGCAGCCCAGCCAGAAGCAAACACCCUGGGCCCUGACAUGACAGCUUUCUAUUCACACCGAGUCAGCUCCAGCCCAGUGCAUCCGAGGAGGACACUUCACCCAAAGACAUCAUCGCUGGAUCUUUCUGCCCCGGCGGGGCAACUGACCUUCCCUAUCAAAAAGAACUACAGCAGCGUUUCUGAGAACUGACAGGUUUUUCCCAUUUAAUUGCUUUCCUUUUCAAAUGGGGUUUUCCCCUCUGUGAUAAAACAAGCCCCCUACAGACCUCACACCAACCUGCCACCACUCCCACUUCUCCUUACAGGAGCUUGAGAUCCAGUCAGGAACUUACCAGAUCCCAGUUCCAUGGGGAGCAAGGCCUCCUUCAGGCACUCACAAUAUCUGCAGCUGCAGGUGGCCAGCCAGUAACUUGGGGGUCUCUGUGGAAUUGGGAUGGGGUCAGCAACUCUCUAUAAUCUUAUGGUAGAGUCUCAUUUUAAAUGUAUAUGACCCACAUCCAUCUGUAUGUCAUGGCAAUGCAUCCAAUGUCAUCAGCACACACUGCCCCAGUGAGGAGAUGCAAGGACCACAGAUCAACAUGGAAUGGGUUUGCGGUCCCCACAAAACCAGUGUUCUCUGGUAUCCUCCAAUAUCUUGCAGCCAGCCUUAUAGAAAAGUGGAAGAGGGAAGGAGUGUGCAUAUAUCAGAAAUAGUUAAAUCUUUUUGGUCUCCUCUCUGCUAUGAAAGCCCAUAGAGAUCAAAACUCUGGUUCAUUACCUUUCUCAGCUCUACAGGAUAAAGGAACCAUAAAUCAAAUUCAGGCAGUUCCUGGAUGAAUUUUCAAGUUCACCUUCGAUAGGUUUUUGCUUCAGUUUUUGAGCCUGAGAGUAGAGGUAAUUUUCUGGGGAGAUAACCCUGCCCUGCAAUCAGUACUAAGCUGCAGCUGUUUAUGACAGUCAUUGAGUCCUUGCAGUCAUGUGAUUUGGAUCUUGCUUCUGCUGAUUGGUUGGGUUUUUUUCUGAUUUUUGGACAGUAUAGGCAGCACCUGCUAGAUGCCUGUGAUUCAGCUGCAAUGCCAUUUCCCCCUAUUUAAAUCCAAAAUGGAUUUUUAAAAAUCCAGGUCCAUAUUGAGGUUCGUGAUGUCUAGGUAUGCAGCAAAGACCCAAAUGUGAAGGGCUAAGUGACUAAGGAUACAUAUAAUAUAUUUUGCAACCCUUUCACAAUAACAGGGUUUGGUAUUAAACAGGAAGGUGGGUGUAUUUUGUAGCUGGAAAGGGUUGGACAAAGACAACAGAACCAGUCUUUAGAGCUGUCACUUUAAAGUACAUCCACCCCCACUUUGAUCUCCUCACAUCAGUAUCUCUCUCUAUAUCUUGGGUAUAUUUAGGAUACCUAUCACCAUGGCAUCAAAGCACUGAAACACCGUGCACAAAAACUCUGAUUGAGAUAUCUCCUGGCCCAAAAUAACUACAUGCUAUUUUACCAAAGUGCCAAUUUCACUGUCAGUAUUUCCUUUCCCUGUCACUGCUCAGGACUCAAAGCAUGUGUGUGUUUGUAAGCAAAAAGUCCCCUCCUUUUCGAUCAGCCUGAUUCUGCUAGUGCUGUCACGAUGCAAUGGGAACAAGGUCCAAGUUCACAAGAGUUUCAAUCAUGAUGAAUAUGUGGCACUUGUUUGGGUGUAUGCACCAUUCCAUAUUCAGUAUCAUAUAAUGGAUAGUUGUGUGGCUUUGCAAACUCGUGUUUUCCACAGGUGAUAUGAAACCUCACUCAUCUCACUGUAUCUUAUCAUUCACAUGGAGAGAGGUGGUUUCUUCAUGAAAGGGAAGCUCCUGAACUGAUGCUAAUACAAGCUGGAUCUGGCUAGUGUAGGUAUAGUUUUGAGGAAGGACUUUAGUGGUUUAUUCAAUUGUAAUGGUUUGAUUUUCAGAAGCGCUGCCGAGCACCUGCAGCUCUCACUGAUAUAUCCAUGGGAGCUGCAGAUGCUCCACAUCUCUGAAAAAUCAGGGCACAAAAAAAAUCAUGUUACCAAUAUUCAUGCCUUUGCAUGGAUGGCAGGACUCUGGAAAGGGAGAAGAGAAUAUAGCUUCACCACAGUUGCACAGAUUUCUAGCUGGGUACCUAAUGUUGUAUCCCCAGAAUGAACAGCGUUCUGUUAUUAAUAAUUAAUCAUUCCCAUAACCUCUUUCCGCCUGAAUGGAGUCUCUUGUGGGAAAAUCUGCCCCAGCUACAGAUUAACCUUACAAGGUGACUUUACCUCAACAUAUGUUUCGGUCUGAAGACACUGGUGAAUUAGUGUGUUGCUUCCUUUCUGUUCUCCUUCUUUAAAUCUCUCUUUGCACGCACACAGUUCUAAAGUGCCUGUCGAGUUUACAAAACUACUGAUGGGCUCUCCUUUGCUCUUUCACCCUGGUCUUUUGAGGUUCUGAAAUUACAACACCUUAGCCUUUUAAACAGGGGUUAAUUGCCAGUAAUCCGAGAGGAUCUUUAUUGGAGCUGCCCGAGGCUUCUCAAUCUAUCACAUCAGGCUUGGCUGUUGAUAAAUGUGGGGUGUCAUGAGUCAUGCACCAGGCAAAAUUGGAAUUGACAGCCUCAAACCUGACUGGGUUUUUUCAGCUGAAAUGCCGGGAAAGGCAUCAGCCAUCAGUAACAUUCUAUAUAGAAUCAUUCUGUCCAUCUAGCGUAAAGACAUAAUGUGUGUGUAUGAACAAAACACCUUGAUCCCACUAGUUCAUGAUGCAACAAGCUUUUAAGUCUAAAUAGAGUGUCUCCUUUACAAUAUUCCAUUUUGUUCCAGCACUUGCAUUCAGCACUUUAGGAAUCGAAUCUCUCCAUCGUCAGUGGACAUAGCUGUCUUUCUCUCUCUUUAACUUCCUCCUAUGGACUUGAGGAAGCGUUGAGUGAAAUGCGUGCAUUGGAAGAAAACUGAAAUGCCUGCUCCAAGUCCUGCCAUACUGGCAAAGAAGCGGAAGUUUAACUCCCCACCUUACAAAGAAUAGCUGCCAUUGUAUAUCGUUUCAGAGUGAUAGUCGUGUUAGUGUGUAUCAGCAAAGAACAGGAGUACUUGUGGCACCUUAGAGACUAACAAAUGUAUUUGGGCAUAAGCUUUCGUGGGCUAAAACCCACUUCAUCAGAUGCAUGGAGUGGAA